This is a messenger RNA of Panicum virgatum (switchgrass), 1215 nucleotides long. RefSeq names its product 1,2-dihydroxy-3-keto-5-methylthiopentene dioxygenase 4-like. Bases 340 to 888 code for a protein of 182 amino acids. The record is from RefSeq and is a predicted model, not a curated record. Gene Ontology annotation, molecular function: acireductone dioxygenase [iron(II)-requiring] activity. The transcript is spliced from 5 exons. NCBI's taxonomy places the organism in Eukaryota, Viridiplantae, Streptophyta, Magnoliopsida, Poales, Poaceae.
ACAAAAGGGGGAAAUCGGCCAUGAUUUCUUCUGCUUCUAUUAUCAAACUGCCGUCUUCCCUCAAAAAAUCACACUCGUGUUCUUGAAUCGCCCGCAACCGCAAGCUCUUGUCGCCGGAAGUGAUUCUCAGGAGUCAAGAGAUUACUGUGGCUCUCUUUCUAUCUGCAAGCUCCACCACAAUCACACGCUCACGCAGCUACACGACAAUCUUGGGUUCUGGAACCCACUGGUAGCCAUCCGUCCUCCUUGAUUUACACGCGCACAGGGCGGCGCCCACAAACCGACAGCCAAGCGAGGUAGCUCCCAGCUCCCAGCUCCGCGGUUCCCGUUCCACUCGGCAUGGCUCCGCAGGCGUGGAUUGUGGGGGAGAAGGGCGAGGACCUCCAAGGGCCCAAGGAGUCCCUUCCCCUCUCCAAGCUUGAAGAUAUUGGUGUGCUUUAUUGGCAGUUGGAUCCUAAGAAGUCUGAAAGCGAAGAAGAGCUUGCAAAAAUCCGCAAAGAAAGAGGAUACAGUUACAUGGACCUUAUUGAGAUAUGUCCUGACAAACUGGAAAACUAUGAGGAGAAGCUGAAGAACUUCUUCACUGAGCACAUGCACGCUGACGAAGAGAUCCGCUACUGCUUGGAAGGUAGUGGGUACUUUGAUGUCCGUGACAGGGAUGACAAGUGGAUUAGGAUUUGGAUAAAGGAAGGAGACAUGAUCAUCCUGCCUGCUGGAAUUUAUCAUCGGUUCACCCUGGACAGCACAAAUUAUGUGAAGCUCAUGAGGCUUUUCAUCGGGGAACCAGUCUGGACUGCGCUGAACAGGCCUCAGGAGGGCCACCCCUCAAGGCAAGAGUACGUGAAGAAUGUGAUGGGGAACAAUGGAUUUGCUCUAGCAGCACACUGAACCUGUCGUUGCCGUUCGUUCAGCAAGAUACAAACAUACGCAAGGUAUAUAUGGUCAGUCAGAUGCGAAACUUUGCUGUGUUGUUAUGGAACAUCAUUCUGCACUAGUUUGUACACGUAGAAGAUACACACUGCAUCUGCAUCGUGUGGGAACGUACGAUGUAGUAUUUUCUCUUGUGCCUGCUUGAUACAGAUACCCUUGGAUGUUUAUGAUUGCAGCAGCAGCAGCUGCCAGCAAUUCUGUAUAUGUAUGAUGUAUCUUACCUGACCUUGUGUGUGGUACUAAUGUCUGUCAGGCAAUGGAAAUCUCAUGGCAUCGAGGACUGAA